Bactrocera latifrons is the source of this 1596-nucleotide messenger RNA. Its product is annotated as probable G-protein coupled receptor B0563.6. The record is from RefSeq and is a predicted model, not a curated record. Gene Ontology annotation, molecular function: G protein-coupled receptor activity. NCBI's taxonomy places the organism in Eukaryota, Metazoa, Arthropoda, Insecta, Diptera, Tephritidae. Gene Ontology annotation, cellular component: membrane. The transcript is spliced from 9 exons. Gene Ontology annotation, biological process: G protein-coupled receptor signaling pathway. Bases 158 to 1567 code for a protein of 469 amino acids.
ACUACGCCACGCUUCAUUCUUUUCAUUUCGUUUUCUAAUAAUAGAAAGUUUCACACUUUUGACACCGUCGCUGCCGUGUCGCCCUUAACCCGCCAUUCCACUUAAAUAAAGCUUCGUUUAGCGCUACCUACCCAGCGAACGGCCGCAAGAGAACGCCAUGAUAACACGUUUGUACAACACCGAGGAGGACCAAGCCCUUUGUUCGUUAAUUUGGGGCAGAAACUUGAGUGCGUCGAAUGCGAACGAACAAAUCGAUGAGGAUGGUGAGACGACGCUUGUUGGCAACGUUGUUGGCGCCACACCAACACUAUACAGUGCACACAGCAGUUAUGGUGUAGGUGCCGGUGGCGGCUCUAGCAGCGGCGGCGCAGAGUCAGACAUACUUAUUGGCAGCGCUGCUGUGAACGAUGCUGGUGGCAGUAGUUUACGUGACGAUUUUUUCAUUGCCAACGACUUCCCUGAGGAUCCACGCACGGAGGCUUUACGUGAGUACUCCUACGGCAUCAUUUUACCAAUAAUCUGCUCGCUUGGCAUCAUUGGCAACGUCCUUAAUCUGGUUGUACUGACGCGAAGAAAUAUGCGCGGAACGGCUUACAUUUACAUGAGAGCCUAUUCUACUGCCGCGCUGUUAGCUAUCGUAUUCGCCAUACCCUUCGGUAUGCGCAUGCUGGUGCAUAAAGAUCGCGGACGUUGGGAAGAAUUUGGACCCGCCUUUUAUACAGCGCAUUUGGAGCUUUUUCUCGGUAACGGUUGUUUAGGUGUGGGUGUUAUGAUGUUGCUGGUGCUGACCAUCGAAAGAUAUGUCUCCGUGUGUCAUCCAGGGUUUUCACGUCCCGUCAUGGGACCACCUGGCAUUGUUGUGUUCCUAACCACACUCGUCACUUUCAUCAUUUACACGCCAAGCGUGUUUCGUGGUGUCCUAGUCAAAUGUAUAUUACACUCUGAUGGCAACUAUGUUUACUUUCGACGUGAUAAUAAUGAAUUCCUAAAGACGCUUUUUUACUCGGUCUACAAAGUAAUGCUCGAGGUGAUAUUCAAACUAAUACCGACUGUAUUAAUCGCGGGUUUAAAUAUGCGCAUUAUGUUGGUGUAUCGAAAGACUUGUCAACGACGGCGUGAGAUGUUGAUUUCGCGCUCGAAUUGUGUGCGCGAUGAGGAUCCAAGAAAAUUCGCUGAAGAACGGAGGUUAUUCUUGUUGCUAGGUAGUACAUCAAUAUUGUUCCUUGUUUGUGUGUCUCCUAUGGCUAUUGUUCAUAUGACGAUUGCUUCCGAAGUAUUGCCGAACUUUUCAUUUCAGGUGUUUCGAGCAUUGGCCAAUUUAAUGGAACUCACAAAUUAUUCUAUAACAUUCUAUAUAUAUUGCUUAUUCAGCGAGGAUUUUCGAAAUACGCUGAUACGCACCAUCAAAUGGCCUUGGGUUAGAACGAAAUUGUGCCAUCAUGUCGAUGAGAUAUCAAAUGCACGAGCAACACCUUUAAUGCAUUUCAACAAAAUAGCAUUACGAAAUCACCAUAUAACGACGACAUCGGGCGUGUGUACCGGCAUGGGACGAUCAAGUAGCAUUUGAUUUGUUAUGCGCAUAACAUUGUAACAAAA